Lottia gigantea (owl limpet) is the source of this 1419-nucleotide messenger RNA. RefSeq lists its product as hypothetical. Gene Ontology annotation, molecular function: DNA-binding transcription factor activity, RNA polymerase II-specific; RNA polymerase II cis-regulatory region sequence-specific DNA binding. The coding region runs from base 1 to 885 and encodes 294 amino acids. Gene Ontology annotation, biological process: muscle organ development; cell development; regulation of transcription by RNA polymerase II. Lineage: Eukaryota; Metazoa; Mollusca; Gastropoda; Lottiidae. The transcript has 5 exons. The record is from RefSeq and is a predicted model, not a curated record. Gene Ontology annotation, cellular component: nucleus.
AUGAGACGUUUAUUCCCAGAAAAAAUCCACCACAAACGACAGACGCUACAAGAUAUGGCUAGGCCUUUAAAACGUUGGUUAUACGAGAAUCGUGAUAAUCCUUAUCCUACAAAAGAGCAGAAACAUUCAUUGGCUGUCAACAGUCACAUGUCCUUAGUGCAAAUUAGUAAUUGGUUUGCGAAUGCCAGAAGACGUUUAAAGAAUGUGGUUAAAAAACCAGAAUUGUCCUGGAGUGAACGUGUAGAACUCUAUAACCAAUACGUUGAAGGGGAUGCUGAAUUGUUCAGUAUUAGUUCAGAAGAUGAAGAUUUUGAUGAAGAUGAAGAUGUCCAGAAUGAUGACGAAACAUUCCAAAAUGAAAACACCUUGGUGAUUUCACACACAGAUCUCAACCAAUCAGAUUCUCUUGUUCCAUCUCGAACCACCACUCCUACUUUUGACCAGCGCUCAACAGUCUUUGCAUCCACGACAAGUUUGAAACAUAAACAGACCAUAUUACAACGGUAUUUCAACGAUAAUGCAUAUAUUGAUGCUAUGGGGUUCCAUCCACCUUCAGAAGGUGACCCACAAAGGGUCAUCAAUGUUGCAGAAUUGGUCUGGAACAGACGUGACAGACAUCAAUCUGGGUCUCUGGGGUCACAAGAUUAUGAAGAAAUGUCGACAUCAUCUGCUUCGUCUAGAAUUCAACACCGCAUCCUUGAUGAUUUCCCAGAAGAACAGGAACUACCAACUUAUAGAAUCACCCAACAUCACAGUUUCCAUGAUGACAGUGAUAUGCGCCAGAAAGAAAUGGAUGCCGUCUUUGCCUUGACCUCACUUGCUAAUUCCCACAGAAGCAAACUUCAGGAAAAUGUAACUCCAGAAAGGAGUAAUUUCCGAAUGUAAAUUCAAAUGUGGUACACAAAAGUGCUUUUUUGUAUAAUAAUAUUGUGAAUAGUUUACGAAUAUAUUAAUACGCACAAGAUAUAAUAUAUCAAAGAUGGUGACUUUCAUCAUUGGAAACCCAACAACUUUUACAAAAGCCAGAAUAUUUGUUGGGAGGGGUUUAGCUGGUGAAUUUUUCUUUGAAAAUACCAUAAAAUUACCAUUGUCUUAUUCAAAUUUCACAUGAAUAUUAAUGAGAACUAAAUGGAAAAUUUCUAGGAGAAAAAUAUUGAUAUCAAUUAACUAUGUGCAUAGUAAAAUACCUUUACACCAGUAGAUUCAAGGUAGUUUGUGACGAUUAUAAUGGAUUGAAAAUGUUCUUCAAAAGCGAAUAUUCACACCUAUGUGACAGUAAGUUCUGUGACAGAUGUAGUUGUGUGAAAGCAGCUUUACCCUACCAAGGUGAACUAAAUAGAUUGAAUGUGUAUGUUAGAGCAGGGAUAUUCCUGAACACAGAAUGUUCUACUUCUACUCCUUAUGCUGCAAAAGGAAUUG